Cordyceps militaris CM01 is the source of this 1548-nucleotide messenger RNA. Its product is annotated as tyrosyl-DNA phosphodiesterase. Gene Ontology annotation, biological process: single strand break repair; double-strand break repair. The transcript is spliced from 3 exons. Gene Ontology annotation, cellular component: nucleus. The coding region runs from base 1 to 1548 and encodes 515 amino acids. Gene Ontology annotation, molecular function: double-stranded DNA binding; single-stranded DNA binding; 3'-tyrosyl-DNA phosphodiesterase activity. NCBI's taxonomy places the organism in Eukaryota, Fungi, Ascomycota, Sordariomycetes, Hypocreales, Cordycipitaceae. The record is from RefSeq and is a predicted model, not a curated record.
AUGGAUAACCGCAGCAAGCGGCCGCUCGAAACAGGAAGCCCAAACGGACUGGACUCGCUUUCGCGCUCUAUAAGCCCGCCCAGAACAAAGAAGCACAAGAGCGUGGACACGGUCUCUUCUCCAUUUCGUCUUACCUGGAUUCGAGAUCUUGACGAGGAGAGCAAUCAAGAUGCCAUUACGCUGACUGACUUGCUGGGCGAUCCGUUAAUCAGCGAGUGCUGGAACUUUAACUACCAGCACGAUAUACCUUUUUUAAUGGGCACUUUCGACCGUGAUAUCAGAGCUCAUGUCCAAGUUCAUGUUGUCCAUGGGUUUUGGAAGAGGGAAGAUGGAAACCGCCUCCGUCUGGUUGAACAAGCAGAGCACUUCCCUAAUGUAAAACUACACGUGGCACCUAUGCCGGAAAUGUUUGGCACCCAUCACUCUAAAAUGCUGAUAGUCUUCCGUCGAGACGACACGGCCCAGGUGAUUAUCCACACGGCCAACAUGAUAGCAAAAGAUUGGACCAACAUGACAAAUGCGGCGUGGAUAUCACCUAUUCUUCCAAAGUUGAACACGGCACCGAAAGAUUCACCACGGCCUGAAAACAUGACACCGGGCAGUGGACCUCGGUUCCAGUUUGACCUGCUCAGCUAUCUCACAUCAUACGACAGGAUGCGGCCAACUUGCACCGGGUUGGUGCAGAGCUUGAAGGUUUAUGACUUUUCUUCGGUCAAAGGAAGCCUAGUUGCGAGUGUUCCGGGUACACAUGAGGUGCACACGGAGGCUGGCGCAACGGCUUGGGGCUGGAGUGCUAUGGGCAAAUGCCUUGAGCAGAUACCGUGCCAGGCCGGGAAAUCAGAAGUGACUGUGCAAGUGUCUUCCAUAGCGACGUUGGGUGGCAACGAUGGAUGGCUACGCGGGACUCUAUUCAAGGCGCUAUCCAAGGGAAAGUCGGCGACGACGGCGGCGGCGGCACCGCAGUUCAAGGUGGUGUUCCCGACGGCGGAUGAGAUCCGAGCCUCGCUAGACGGGUAUGCAUCUGGGGGAUCCAUUCACACCAAGAUACAGAGCAAGCAGCAAGAGAUGCAGCUCAGGUAUCUGCGGCCAAUUUUCCAUUACUGGAUGGCAGAUGAUGCAUCAAAAGCUGCAAGCAGCUUUCGCGAUGCGGGCCGAGAUAGGGCAGCGCCGCAUAUAAAGACGUAUAUACGCACGAACGAGAAGAAUACGAUGGAUUGGGCCCUGGUCACGUCGGCAAACCUAUCGAAGCAAGCGUGGGGCGAGGCCGCCAAGCCGACAGGUCAGUUUCGCAUCGCAUCGUGGGAGAUUGGGGUUCUCGUGUGGCCAUCGCUGUUCAAAAAGGACGCGAUCAUGAAGGGAUGCUUCAAGAGCGAUGUGCCGGGGUCCGCAGAGGGGCACGGCGGUCAGCGGGGAGAGGCCGAGACGGUGGUGGGAUUCCGAAUGCCAUACAGCCUGCCCCUACGCAAGUAUAGUAGAGAGGCAAUGCCGUGGGUGGCAACCAUGUCGCACGAAAAGGAAGACUGUUUGGGACAGAGCUGGGCAGUAUAG